GCGCUGCAGUACCUCAAUGAUGUCCACUACCUGGAGCGAAGGCUCCAUGGUUCGCAGUCUACACAAGUUGCGCGCACGCUGAAGGCCUUAGGAUCGGUUCAGCUCGUCCUGGGAAAGAACUUCGAAGCGGAGAGUUGCUUGCGGCAGGCCCUGCGAAUCUUCGAGAUCGACAACCACAAUGCAGCGAUUGUACGGGAUAUUCAUGCUAAGCUUGCCAGCAUUCCACCGAGCGAUGCCUGA
This is a messenger RNA of Symbiodinium pilosum, 240 nucleotides long. NCBI's taxonomy places the organism in Eukaryota, Dinophyceae, Suessiales, Symbiodiniaceae. The record is from the annotation of a GenBank genome assembly.